Molecule: messenger RNA, 3441 nt
Organism: Penicillium subrubescens
Lineage: Eukaryota; Fungi; Ascomycota; Eurotiomycetes; Eurotiales; Aspergillaceae
Exons: 1
Coding region: 1-3441 (1146 amino acids)
Biological process (GO): cholesterol biosynthetic process
Cellular component (GO): cytoplasm
Molecular function (GO): FAD binding; phosphomevalonate kinase activity
Source: RefSeq, a predicted model, not a curated record
AUGGCCACCCUCAACUUGCUCGAGGUAGCCCUCCGACAGGAACCCAUCGCAACGGACUCCUUUAUCAGACAGUCCCUGACCGACGCAGAAUACAGUAUUGGCCUCGAAAUCUUGAUGCGGGAGUCAGGAUGGAAGACAUAUCGAAACUUCAUCAUCCCUCACCUCACUCACCUGCUGACCCCCUUUUUGAAAUCAGAUGCCAGUAUCUCGAUUCUGGAUGUUGGACCUGGCCCGAAGAGCGUCCUUGGAUACCUACCCAGAGUUCUGAGAAAGAAGAUCGGAAAAUACACGGCAUUUGAACCUCACGAGCUUUUCGCUACACGGUUGCAAGAAUGGCUUCGCGCGACCUCUGAGGGGGAAUCUCCGCUGCCGGAUCUAGAACUUCCGCCUAAUAUCCAUCGAGCGCGUUUCAACGUUGAUUCUAAGACCUUGGGAAUUACUGGAGACGAGAAAUACGACGCCAUACUGUUCUGCCACAGCAUGUAUGGCAUGAGCCCCAAGGGCAAGGUCAUCGAGCGGACCAUUGAAAUGCUCGUUGAGCAACCCAAGCACGGGAUUGUCGUGAUUUUCCAUCGCGAAGGAUCCCUCCAACUCGAUGGACUAGCGUGCUAUCGAACAGCUUCUUUCCCCACGGGUACUUUUUGCGUGGCAGAUGACGACGAGGAACUGGAUCGCUUCACCGGUUUCCUGGCGGGCUUUACACUGCCAGAUGUCAAGAAAUACAGGGCUCUCCGGAUCGCAUGGCAGAAGUUGUGCCGUGCCAUGGGCCGACGAGAUAAAGCCUUCCCAAAUCAGCUCGUGUUCAGCGCGCCUGAUAUCAUGAUUGCUUUUACCAGGGACGCAACUGCUGUAUCGGAGCUAACAGUUCAAGUCCCGGUAUUGAAGGAGGAUAGGGUUCUUAAAAACCGUGAGGCUUCUUCCCACCGUCCUGCCACUAUUGUGAAGCCGACGGAGAUUCUACAUAUUCAGCAGUGCGUUCAGUGGGCUGUGAAGCACCGGGUUGGUUUGACUAUCACUGGUGGAGGUCACAGUGGCCACUGUCAAAGGCCUAACGUUGUCUCCGUUGAUAUGGGUGCUUUCGAUAAAUUGCACAUCCUCCCAGCUGCAGAAAGUGCAGAAGGACCCGUCUCCAAUUCUACUUCUGGCCCUUUGAUCAUCGCUGAGGCUGGUUGUAAGACUGGCGAUAUUAUUAGCAAAGCCAUGGCGGAGGGUUUGACAGUGCCCUUGGGGUCCCGGCCAAGUGUAGGCGCAGGCCUCUGGUUACAAGGUGGUAUCGGACAUCUGUCUAGGCUGUACGGGCUCUCGUGCGAUGCCAUUGUUGGUGCCGUGAUCGUCAGCGUUGAAAAUGGCCAAAUUUUGUGCAUUGGAGAGGUCCCAAAACAACACUGUCCAACCGGUGCCGUUCGCCCGGAAAAUGAAGCCGACCUGUUAUGGGCGAUAAAAGGUGCCGGAACCAAUUUUGGCAUUGUCGCCAGCGUCGUUUUCAAAGCUUACCCGGCUUCGAAACAUUCUGUUCGCAACUGGAGGAUCACGCUCAGAGAUAGCAACGAAGCAAUCAUGAAACUCAACUACCUGGACAACCUCGUCGCCAAGGACCUCUCCGACGGGUGCUCUGUGGACGGGUAUUUGUACUGGGAUAAGGGCCAGUUGCAUUUGGGUGUGACCUCGUUCGAGGAUCCUGGGGCGGACCUCGCGCUAACUACCGCUUCCCUUGAUGACCUUUUUGGAACCGAAAAGUGUUCGAAGACCGUGGAUGAGAAUGGAUUGUUCAUGGCCGAUAUGUACAUGUCUGGGAUGCAUGAUGGACAUGACAGAGGCAAGACGUCCUCGUUCAAAAGAUGCAUAUUCUUGAAAGACAUCGGAAGUUCGCCCACUGUCGAUCUUCUGAUCAAGGCUAUUGAAACUCGCCCAACUCCAGUCUGCUACCUGCACCUUCUCCACGGUGGCGAAGCGGUGCGCUCUUUAGCAUCUGAUGCCACUGCUUUCGGCUGUCGAGACUGGGAGUUUGCCUGUGUGAUCACUGGAGUCUGGCCGCGCGACCAAGAGGGAGCUGGCCUCGCUCGCACGGUUGUUACGUGGGUUUAUGAUGUCGCCAUGGGGUUUCUACCCCAAUGCUGUGGAGUGUACAGUGCAGACCUCGGGCCUGACCCCAGGGACACCGCGCUAGUGGCUAAGGCUUUCGGCCGGAACCGUUCACGCCUAGCUCGUCUUAAAGAUAUCGCUGAUCCACACAAUGUGCUCGCUUACGCUUGUCCUCUUCGCAGCUUGCCAAUCGGACAGAGACUCAUCGUCCUCGUCACAGGUGAAAGUGGUGCUGGCAAGGACUAUGGCGCUGAUAUCUGGGCCAAUGCAUUCAGUACAUGUGUCGACAAAAGCCUCACGGCGCGUGUAGUCAGCAUCAGCAAUGCGACGAAGACGGAAUACGCUACAGCAAAUCCCGGCGUUGAUCUGACUCGGCUGCUUCAAGACCGUGCGUACAAAGAGGAACAUCGGACAGCGUUGACGGCCUUUUUCAAUGACCAGGUGGGGAGUCGACCUGGACUACUGGAAGAACAUUUUCUGGACGUGGUGUACGGCGCCAUGGAUGUGGAUGUUCUGCUCAUCACAGGGAUGAGAGAAGAAAACCCUCUCGCAGCUUACUCGCAUCUAGUUCCAGAGAGCAGACUGCUUGAGGUUCGCGUCGAAGCAAGCAAGCAUACCCGACAUGCACGUCGAGGCUGUCCCCUGGAUGGUGAAGACGAUGACAACCAGCCCACCGCAUUCGAUUCCUGUCCAAGUCUCGUCUUCAAGAACGAGGAAGCCGGAAACGAGGCAGUGAACCACUUUGCCGCAUGCUGUCUGCUUCCCUUCUUCGACGAGCCUAUCCAGCGACUAGCCAACAUGGUGCGCCCCGUACCGGACUUUCCACGACAGAGCAUCACCUUCCAACAUGUCCUCGACAUCGCGCAGCAGCCCGAUGGGCUAAGACUGUGUACACGCCUCCUGAGGGAAAAUCUCUUUGAAGACUGGGAUCGUAUCAGUGCUAUCGCCUGUUGCGAGACUGGCGGUUACAUCUUUGCCGCCUCGUUGGCAGAGCAUCUCAACAUCCCCUUGGCAUUGAUUCGCAAAGCUGGCAAACUCCCACCACCAAAUAUCUCGGGCACCAAAUUCACAUCACAUAUCUCGUCUUCAACUUCUAGUGAUAUCAAGGAGACACAGAUCGAAAUGAAGCGGUACCUGAUCCCUAAAGGCUCUCCAGUGGUUGUUGUGGAUGAUGUUCUUGCGACGGGCAAGACGCUCUUCGCCGUGCUUCAGCUUUUGGAACUAGCUGGCAUCAGUCAGAAGGACAUUACUGUUUUGGUCGUUGCUGAGUUCCCUAUUCAUCGUGGCCGGUCAUUGUUGCGUGGUCUGGGAUUUGGGGCUGUCCAUAUUCGAAGUCUUCUGGUUUUUGAUGGAGUCUAA